Brenthis ino (lesser marbled fritillary) is the source of this 657-nucleotide messenger RNA. NCBI's taxonomy places the organism in Eukaryota, Metazoa, Arthropoda, Insecta, Lepidoptera, Nymphalidae. The record is from the annotation of a GenBank genome assembly.
AUGACGCCUUGUUAUGGUUUGGAGCCAUUAACAGCAUCACCAAAUCGUGAAAUCUGUCACGUAAUACUAUUUGUACAGGAAAUAUCUAUAAUGACUGUAGUUCUUAACUACCAAGCUCUCCUUUUAUUCCUCAUAGCCCAUACAGCAGCUAUGUACCAAAUGCUUACCGCUGAAAUGCUGGUUUUCGGCAAAAUUGAAAAUAUUGAGGAAGUAAAUGUUCUAGUUCAGAAGCAACUACCAUUUCUAAUCGAACGUCAUGCCUUGACUUUGAAGAUUAUAGCAAAUUUAAAAUCCUUAUACAGUAUGCCGAUAGGAGUCAAUUUUGGUUCAAAUGCUGUCUGCAUAUGUUUGUUCUUUUAUCUCUCUUUACGCGAAUGGGUGACUUUCUCACCAGUCCUCAUAUAUUGCUUUCUCGUUUUCUUCUUAUAUUGUUUUCUUUGUCAACGUCUCAUUAAUGCAGCGGAGGUGUUCGAAAAUGCAAUUUAUAGCUGUGGCUGGGAAAAGUUUGGUAUAAAGGAGAAGAAAACGAUAUACGUCAUGUUGUUACAAGCACAAAAGCCGAUAUCGCUUCUAGCAGCUGAUAUAAUACCUGUGAACAUUUAUACUUUCGCUAGUACUCUACGUGCUAUGUAUCAGUUUAUAACUGUAGUUAAAUUU